AUGUGGCAACUACUUCUUGAAGAAGCUCUGAGCAGCAGCAGCAUCUCCCAGGAAGUCGCUGUUUUUGUGGAGCUGAUCUGGACUGAAGCCCUUGGUUGCUUUGAUGAUGUGCUUGCCAGUCCUGUCAAUAGCAUCAGUCCCAAUGAUGUGAGCAGGGCCGAAGGCAUUCUCUUGCAGGCACGGAAAGCCAUGGAUGAAGGAGUUGAUCAGAACGGGUUAAGAGGCAUCAUGUUCGAGUUCUACACAAUCCUGCAACAUAAACACGGGAUUACCAAGAAGAUGAUCUCUACAAAACAUGACCUCUGCCAGUUAAUUCGAGACAUUGUCAAUGCAAGUGAAGCCACUCUAUGGAGCCUCACACCGUCUUCGCUUGCUAAAUACCAGGCCCUGAGGUGCAGUGUGGAGCAUGUAGCCCCAAACAUUGAAGAGUUUUCUACCAUUAAGGUGCUUCUAAUGCAUAGGAAUGAAAGGAUCCAUCAGAUAUUCCGCAUUGGCAGAGUGAAUGAGAUGUUAGACUUCCAGAGCCAGCUUGGCAAUGUCCAGCCACUGUUCCACGCCACCUCUGCUAGCAGCUUCGUUGGUAUUCUUUCCAGGGGACUUCUUUUGCCAAAAGUUGCGAUUGAACAACACGGCAUUGAUAGGACGGAUAUUGGUAACCUUGGAUGUGGCAUUUACUUCAGCAAUGCAUUGAGCACAAUUCUCAAGUAUUCAAAGCCUAGUGAAAGUGAUGGCACGCGGCUCCUGGUGGUUUGUGACAUCGCUCUCGGUGAGUGCAAGCACCUGCACAAGAAAGAUUUCACCUUGGCAUCUGCGCCAGCCGGGUACAGCAGUGUGCUCGGAGUGCGGCAGACUGCAGACGUUGCUUCGGAAUUCCAGGAUGAUGAGUAUGUCGUAUACAACCCCAGCCAGGUUCAAAUAAAGUAUGUUGUCCAGUUCUGCGUGGGAGAAGACCAGGUGAAUAGUUUUCAGCCCACUGUUAAUGUUACCAAUGAAGAAACCCCAGCAGGUCUGUCAGACCCCCCAGCAGUGACUGAUGCCGAUUCCAAUGAGGAAUACACAAACCCUUUGGACUCUGUAACAGAGGGCCUCCAGGACAGCUCUGGGAAUAAGAUCCCCCUUACUUCUGAGGCCAAGUAUGUCUUUCCUUUGGAUGAAACAGCAGCUGUAUGUGGGUUUGAAGCUUUUAUUAAUGGAAAACAUGUAGUGGGUGAGGUGAAGGAAGAGGAGAAAGCAAGACAAGACCACAGGCAGGCGAUUCAGGAGGGACACAGGGCCUACCUCAUGGAUCAAGAAGCACCAGAUGUUUUUACCAUUAGUGUUGGAAACCUUCCUCCAAGUGCCACUGUCCUGAUUAAAAUCACCUACGUGACUGAGCUUGCUACUGAAUUUGGAUCUAUAGUCUUCCGGCUGCCUGGCAGUGUGGCACCAUGGCAACAGAGCAAAGCAUUGAAUGAGAGGACACAGGACACAGUAGAGAAGAUCUGUGUGAAUGAAAUGGAGGAAACUGGUGGAUUUGCCUUGGAUAUGUCGGUUGAAAUGCCACAUGAGAUCACACGCAUUUGGUCUGGAACCCACAAAAUCAAAGUCAAGAAAACUCAAUGUAAAGCAGUUGUAAUCACGGAAGAGAACAGCUCUUUAGGACCGGGUGGAUUCAGCCUUACUAUUGACUUGUCUGAAGUGUACCUGCCCAGGAUGUGGGUUGAGAAGCACCCGGACAAAGACAGCCAGGCUUGCAUGUUGGUGUUUUGCCCAGAGUUUGCUCCUAGUAGUUUUCCAGAGGACUGUGAGGUUGUGAUUUUCUUGGACAGUUCCAAUUCCAUGAGGGGGGCAGUGCUGCAGGAAGCCAGAAAGAUUGCUCUGCGGCUGCUGAAUUCACUGCAUUGCAAGCUCAAUGUUGUCAUAUUUGGUACAGACUGUAAGGAAUUGUUCCCCUGCCCACAAGAUUAUGUCUUGGAAGCUGCAAAGCAGUUUAUAAUGUUUUCGCCACUAUUAAUGGGCAACACUGAUCUUUGGAGACCUUUACGCAGUUUAAGCUUGCUGGCUCCUUCUAAAGGUGUCCGUAACAUCCUCUUAAUUUCGGACGGACACAUUCAGAGUGAAGGUUUGAUCCUGCGGCUAUUGAAAGAGAACGCUCAUCAUACCAGGAUUUUCACUUGUGGAGUUGGCCAUACAGCAAAUCGACACAUGUUGAGGUCCUUGGCACAGUCUGGAGGUGGAGCUUAUGAGUUUUUUGACAUGAAAACAAAACACAACUGGAGAGAAAAGAUUGCCUUGCAGGUGAUACAGAUGGUCUUGCCGGACUGCAGCUCUGUCUCUGUGAAGUGGCAGCAGUUCAACCCCAACGCCUCCCAGCCUGUCCAGGCCCUGGCACAGCUGCACUCUGUGUUUAGUGACAAUCAGCUUCUUGUUUACGGAUUUGUGCCUCACUGUACACAGUUCUCCCACUGGGCCACUCUGUCUGGUGUGGUCAGCAAUCAGGAGAUUCAAACAAUGGUUUCAACCACCGAGCUCCAGAAGACUAAAGGCACAGUUGAAGAAUUAAAGGAGAGCUAUGAAGAGAAGCUGGAGAACACUUUUGACAUGUACAAAGAUGCCAUCAAGCAACAUGCUUAUCAGCGCGCAAUGGAAGAGGUAGAGGACAACUAUGUCCCUAUAGAGGAGUUUCUUGCUGAACAAGAAAAAGUCGUGGUUAUAAAGUCCAUGGAGAAGAUGAUUAAGGCCCCGAAUGAAGCCAUCCAGGAGGCAGGAGAUAACUUUUUGGAAAAAGUGGAGGAGAAUAAGAGGCUUGAGGAGAAAAUAGCUCAACAGGCAGUAGCAGAGCUAAAGGGAGAGGAGCAGCUGAAAACAUCGACGGUCAAUGACAGUGAGGAGUAUGAGGAGAGGGAGAUGGGAGCUGUAGACAGCGGCAAGGUCUUGGACUCUUCGCUGUUCUCCGACAUUACUGACAGCCAAACUACCAGGAAAAAACUGUAUUCAGUCAACAAAAUAAGAGUUUUUGGAUCAAACAAAAGGUAG
Acipenser ruthenus (sterlet) is the source of this 3015-nucleotide messenger RNA. Its product is annotated as protein mono-ADP-ribosyltransferase PARP4-like. The transcript has 25 exons. Gene Ontology annotation, molecular function: NAD+ poly-ADP-ribosyltransferase activity. Lineage: Eukaryota; Metazoa; Chordata; Actinopteri; Acipenseriformes; Acipenseridae. The record is from RefSeq and is a predicted model, not a curated record. Bases 1 to 3015 code for a protein of 1004 amino acids.